Molecule: messenger RNA, 528 nt
Organism: Paramecium sonneborni
Lineage: Eukaryota; Ciliophora; Oligohymenophorea; Peniculida; Parameciidae
Source: the annotation of a GenBank genome assembly
AUGUAUAAAUUUAAUGAUUCUACUGACAAAAGUUAUUCAAAAUACAAGCUUCUUAAAUUAGCCCUAAUUUUAGAGAAAUAAUCACUUAAAACUCCAUUUAACAUUCUUCGAAUCUACACAAAUAUAAAAUGGAGAUUUAAUCAGACUACAGACUUUGAUUACCAACAAAAUUAAUUGAAUGAAAUACGACGUAGUCAUCAUUGUUAAUCGUAAUUAGUUUUUACUUAAUUUAGUAUGCCAAGUAUAUAAAAAAAGGGUCUUAAAUAAGUAGUUUAAGAAAUAAAAAUCAAGAAUUACACAGAAAGAAUUCACAAUUCUGAAAUAGAAGGUUGUAGAACUUCAUCAUCUUUAAAAGAAUUGGUUGUGUUAGCAAGAGAGAAUAGUUUAAAAAGAAAUUCACAAAAAAAAAAUGAAAAUUUCACUAAAGAUGUUUAUUAAAACAUUUACGAGUUUGGUCUUCUUUUUCUAUUUAUUGGAUUUAUUGGAUCAAUGUACUCUGUUAUAAGUAAAUAAAUCUAAAGUUAAUGA